UCGGCCGCCGAACACAAUCGCCUUUAUCCAGACCAGUGCACGGCACUCUUUGGGACAGCUGCGCUAGGGCAAAUUUUCCGCCGCAACGUCGUGUUUCGGCCACCGUGUUGUGUUAUCGGUGAUGUGGCUGGUGCAGACGCGCUGACAUUGUCAGUGACAAUGGGCUGGCGUCCCAAGCUGGGACAGUGGUGCUGUACAAUGAGCGUGUCGCUAUGUAGUGUGCUACACUGCAGUUGCAGGUAUCCACGGAUGCAAUAAUGCAUGCGUGAAGAUCCAUUAGCUCAACGUGAAGAGCUGAAGACAGAGCUACGUUCCCGUACGCCUUCAGACUAUGAAAGCCGACAUAGUGACGAUGAAACGCAGAGCUCAAUGCGGUCCAUGAAAGGGCACCCACCCGUAAAGGAUCUUUACUAGAUCGAUGCUUGUCAAUGAUUCUGAUGGCCAUCAACAGUCACGCUUGGAUUUUACUCACUAACGAUGCGUUCUACUCCCUUGGGGUGGCCGAAGCUGCUGGCGGUGGUGGCCUUCCUGGCCAUCCUCCAUUCUACUGAUUCGACCGCGUUGGAAUUCACCAGCCACUUGGUCGUGUCACUCGCAAGCAACGGCACGUCCUUCAUUGCAUCAGCCAAAGAGCUACCCAGAGACCUACUCAUGACGCAGUUCACCGACAAGAAAGUGACCAAAACGAAGACCAAGAAGAGCAUCGACAGCAACGAGAUGGUCCAGGACGAUCUGGCCAUGUGCUCGCAGAACCCGCAGGGCGUCUACCAUGGCCAGAUCGACGUGUUGCUGCUGUUCUCCAAGUGCGUGGAAAACUCGACACUGGUAACCAUAGAAACUUGGGCACGGGACAUGAAGAGAAUUGUGGCCGACACUGUCGACAAGAACAGCGGUGUCGCCCUUAACUUUCAGGCCACACUGGUACGAGGUCAAUGCUCUUACGCAGCACACGGAGACAGUGAAGUCACUGCGGACGACCUGGACCGGGUAGCCGCAUUCCAGGGUUUCGGAGAUGUUUAUCAGCUAGAUUCAGCUACAAGGUCGACGGACAGCUACACUGCGGCCAUCACUUUCGCCACGGAUGGAAUUUCAUACAACGCGAUCAUUAACUUCGAGAACAUGAAUCAAAUCGCCAGUGUAGUGAACUUCCAGAUGUACGGCAGUGGAGACAACUGUGAAGGUGGGCCGGAAAGCUGCAUCGAGUUAAAGCACGUCGACGAUAUCUUCAUGUACAACCCGUUCACGGUCACGCAGUCGCUGGACUGCGCAGAUCUCGAGAACGGCGUUCCUGUCGCACUCAUCGAUGACAACGGUACUCGUCAGUGCUGCUGCGGCUGUCCGGCCGGCUUUGAGAUGCAAAUUAUGGGACGUGAUAAAGCGUGUGUGAAAGUGGGAAACUCUGCCUCGACCUGUGUGUGGAGCAAAGUGAGCGGCUACAAACACCAAGUGGACUCUCAACUUAGCAUCUGCUCUUUCGAUCAUAUCGUGGACAAGUGGGGCUUUCCGCUCCCUCUUCCGACUAGUGGCUACAGCUCGAACAAGCGCUUGCUUGCCGAUGGCUCAUUGGACCCUCGUGUACGCGUGUCGGCUGUAAAGAUACAGAACCCCGAGUACUAUGCAGGAUACCUCACUCCGAUUCUCGGUACUGUCACCUCGUCGUGGCCGAUGAGGUUUAAGGACGUAGUUGCUCGAGCUCCAAACGCUGCAACAUUCGACCCGAUGGUGCCAUGGCCAGGCACCAUCGGGUCGCCAUGGCGAUCUACCCAUACACGACGCAGAGAAGAUGUGGAAAGACUACCAGUCAAACCGGGCCGAAGCAGUGAACAGCAUCGUCUUCAAAGACUACGGGAAAUACCGGUACCCCCAGGCCAAACUUUUAGGCGUUUACAAAAUUUUACAGAAUGA
Messenger RNA from Phytophthora nicotianae INRA-310, 1905 nucleotides. RefSeq lists its product as hypothetical. Lineage: Eukaryota; Oomycota; Peronosporomycetes; Peronosporales; Peronosporaceae. The transcript has a single exon. The coding region runs from base 478 to 1905 and encodes 475 amino acids. The record is from RefSeq and is a predicted model, not a curated record.